AUGGCGUUGACUUUGAGACUAGCCUCCACCGGCUCCAGUGGCUUGAGCGAGGACGAUCAUGACUUGACAAAGUCAUCGUUGAAUCGGCACCUCACGAACAUUGGCAAGGAAGUCUCUGAUCCUGGUAUGGAACCUACUGGUGAGAUCAGGGUCGGACUCACCAAGGCGAAAGAGGCCAGCCCGGCGACUCGAGUCAAGAGAAUCGCCUUCAUGAGGAGUGGUAUUCAAGCUAUGCCACGAGAUCAAGCAGAUCUUGUCGAGGCAGGUCUUGUGACGGGACAUGCGGUCAUGAAGUCAGACGGCAGGCUUGUGCUGCAGCUGCGUGAUGUUACGCCUGGAGGGUAUGGACUCGAGAGGACACCGGGCAGUAUGGACUCCAUCGCCCCGGAGACCCUUCAAUGA
Messenger RNA from Fulvia fulva, 402 nucleotides. RefSeq lists its product as uncharacterized. Bases 1 to 402 code for a protein of 133 amino acids. The record is from RefSeq and is a predicted model, not a curated record. The transcript has 2 exons. Lineage: Eukaryota; Fungi; Ascomycota; Dothideomycetes; Mycosphaerellales; Mycosphaerellaceae.